This is a messenger RNA of Mus musculus (house mouse), 2284 nucleotides long. RefSeq names its product predicted gene, 53666. Bases 359 to 2284 code for a protein of 641 amino acids. The record is from RefSeq and is a predicted model, not a curated record. The transcript has a single exon. NCBI's taxonomy places the organism in Eukaryota, Metazoa, Chordata, Mammalia, Rodentia, Muridae.
CGCCCCCGCCCCUUGUUAAUUUCCAUGAUCCUGAAAUGUCAAAGUUUACUAAUAGCCCCUCUCUCCAAGCUCACUUACAGGCCCUCCAAGCAGUACAACGAGAGGUCUGGAAGCCACUGGCCGCUGCCUAUCAGGACCAGCUGGACCAGCCAGUGAUACCACACCCCUUCCGUGUCGGCGACACCGUGUGGGUACGCCGGCACCAGACUAAGAACUUGGAACCUCGCUGGAAAGGACCCUACACCGUCCUGCUGACCACCCCCACCGCUCUCAAAGUAGACGGCAUCGCUGCGUGGAUCCACGCCGCUCACGUAAAAGCGGCGACAACCCCUCCGGCCGGAACAGCAUCAGGACCGACAUGGAAGGUCCAGCGUUCUCAAAACCCCUUAAAGAUAAGAUUAACCCGUGGGGCCCCCUAAUAAUCCUGGGGAUCUUAAUAAGGGCAGGAGUAUCAGUACAACAUGACAGCCCUCAUCAGGUCUUCAAUGUUACUUGGAGAGUUACCAACUUAAUGACAGGACAAACAGCUAAUGCUACCUCCCUCCUGGGGACAAUGACCGAUGCCUUUCCUAAACUGUACUUUGACUUGUGCGAUUUAAUAGGGGACGACUGGGAUGAGACUGGACUCGGGUGUCGCACUCCCGGGGGAAGAAAAAGGGCAAGAACAUUUGACUUCUAUGUUUGCCCCGGGCAUACUGUACCAACAGGGUGUGGAGGGCCGAGAGAGGGCUACUGUGGCAAAUGGGGCUGUGAGACCACUGGACAGGCAUACUGGAAGCCAUCAUCAUCAUGGGACCUAAUUUCCCUUAAGCGAGGAAACACCCCUCAGAAUCAGGGCCCCUGUUAUGAUUCCUCAGCGGUCUCCAGUGACAUCAAGGGCGCCACACCGGGGGGUCGAUGCAAUCCCCUAGUCCUGGAAUUCACUGACGCGGGCAAAAAGGCCAGCUGGGAUGGCCCCAAAGUAUGGGGACUAAGACUGUACCGAUCCACAGGGACCGACCCGGUGACCCGGUUCUCUUUGACCCGCCAGGUCCUCAAUAUAGGGCCCCGCGUCCCCAUUGGGCCUAAUCCCGUGAUCACUGACCAGUUACCCCCCUCCCGACCCGUGCAGAUCAUGCUCCCCAGGCCUCCUCAGCCUCCUCCUCCAGGCGCAGCCUCUAUAGUCCCUGAGACUGCCCCACCUUCUCAACAACCUGGGACGGGAGACAGGCUGCUAAACCUGGUAGAUGGAGCCUACCAAGCUCUCAACCUCACCAGUCCCGACAAAACCCAAGAGUGCUGGUUGUGUCUGGUAGCGGGACCCCCCUACUACGAAGGGGUUGCCGUCCUAGGUACUUAUUCCAACCAUACCUCUGCCCCAGCUAACUGCUCCGUGGCCUCCCAACACAAGCUGACCCUGUCCGAAGUGACCGGACAGGGACUCUGCGUAGGAGCAGUUCCCAAAACCCAUCAGGCCCUGUGUAAUACCACCCAGAAGACGAGCGACGGGUCCUACUAUCUGGCUGCUCCCGCCGGGACCAUUUGGGCUUGCAACACCGGGCUCACUCCCUGCCUAUCUACCACUGUACUCGACCUCACCACCGAUUACUGUGUCCUGGUUGAGCUCUGGCCAAAGGUGACCUACCACUCCCCUGGUUAUGUUUAUGGCCAGUUUGAGAGAAAAACCAAAUAUAAAAGAGAGCCGGUGUCAUUAACUCUGGCCCUGCUGUUGGGAGGACUUACUAUGGGCGGCAUAGCUGCAGGAGUAGGAACCGGGACUACAGCCCUAGUGGCCACCAAACAAUUCGAGCAGCUCCAGGCAGCCAUACAUACAGACCUUGGGGCUUUAGAAAAGUCAGUCAGUGCCCUAGAAAAGUCUCUGACCUCGUUGUCUGAGGUGGUCCUACAGAACCGGAGGGGAUUAGAUCUACUGUUCCUAAAAGAAGGAGGAUUAUGUGCUGCCCUAAAAGAAGAAUGCUGUUUCUACGCGGACCACACUGGCGUAGUAAGAGAUAGCAUGGCAAAGCUAAGAGAAAGGUUGAACCAGAGACAAAAAUUGUUCGAAUCAGGACAAGGGUGGUUUGAGGGACUGUUUAACAGGUCCCCAUGGUUCACGACCUUAAUAUCCACCAUUAUGGGCCCCUUGAUAAUACUUUUAUUAAUCCUACUCUUCGGACCCUGUAUUCUCAACCGCUUGGUCCAGUUUGUAAAAGACAGAAUUUCGGUAGUGCAGGCCCUGGUUUUGACCCAACAGUAUCACCAACUCAAAUCAAUAGAUCCAGAAGAAGUGGAAUCACGUGAAUAA